UGGACAACUGAUAAUUUAGUUGAACAAGUAGUUGACCAUGCUAUACUAAUAUUUAAACGAACACAUCCUGAUAAGAUCACUCUAUUCAUGUUUGAUCAUAGCUGCAAUCAUAGUUUAUUUGCUAAAGAUAUCCUUUUGGUUACACAAAUGAGUAUGAGAGAUAGUACAAAAAAGCCACUUCUUCAUAAUGGUGUAAAACCUGAUA
Messenger RNA from Scutellospora calospora, 205 nucleotides. Lineage: Eukaryota; Fungi; Glomeromycota; Glomeromycetes; Diversisporales; Gigasporaceae. The record is from the annotation of a GenBank genome assembly.